AUAUAAGAUUAAGAUAAGAUACAAUUUAAAAACCCAAGCCUAGCUAUGUUAUUUUGACUCAUAGAUCUAGAUCAAGGUAAUUUCCGCUUUUAGCUAGAAUCUAUACUUGAUCAAAGUGCUAGACUAGAUUAGAAAGAUGAAUAUUUCCAAGUUAGAUGACUUGGAACUUUUAAUAAACUCUCUCACUGACACAUUUACAAAAUAUUUGUUACCAGGAGCCAUUCAGAAUAGAAUCCCAAUUCUUGAUGGCAGAUUAAAAGCCAUUUUGGAAGAUGAACAUCAGUCAAGAAAAUCCAAAAUUGAAGGCCUAUUGGAAUGGAUACUAGAUGACAAAAAUGCUGUUUGGAUCUUUGCUAAUGUUUUAUGGGACUUAGCACAAACUUCUGAUGGAUCUCUGUACAUAACAUCAGGAAUUGAAACAAAUGUAGUGAUAGAUGUAAAUGAAGGUAUCUAUCGAUUACUCCAAAUGGUAAAUGGAAGCUCAGAUGAAAUAUCUAAAGAACAUUGGGGUGCAAUAAUAGAUGAAAUAUAUGAUAAUAAAAUAAUUCCACAGGUGGACUGUGAAAGGUGCAAGAAUGAGUUAAAAGGCUCUGAAAUUUGUUUGCAAAUGAUUCGAUCAAUAAGACGUCAAAAGCCUGACUGGCCACUUGUGUUUCUUAGGGCUCUGAAAAAAAGAUGCCCAAACAUUUUUACUCCAAAUAUAAUCAUAUCAACAAAAUUGCCAGAAGAAACUCCAAAAAUUGAUGCAAUAAGUGAAAUUCAAUGGCAAGAUGAUAACAAUCGAAACAGUCUUGCUUCUGAUACUUUUAUGUUUUCACCUUUUUCUGAAAUAAGUGACUCCAGUUUUUUACCAAUAAAUGAAAAUGAGAGGCCAUCUUCUACAUAUGUGAAAAUAAAUCUUCAAGAAGAUAAAAAUGCUGAAACAUGGAGUCAACUGAAAGAUAUGGGUCUGAUUGAUAAUAAAUACUUUACAACAGAGACACAAGUUAAACAAUCAAUUACAACUCAGACAUCAGGUGAAACAUUUUUUUCUGAUGAAAGUGACAGUGAAAAAGAGGAAGAAAAAGAAUCUCCAAAACUUAGUUUAAGGAAAUAUCAGGAAGAACUAGCUGUCAAUGCAUUGAAAGGAAGGAAUACAAUCAUUUGUGCUCCUACAGGAUCAGGCAAAACUAGAGUUGCCACUCACAUAAUAUUGGAACACUUGCAACAACAAAAAGAUAAUGAACCCAAGAGGAAAGUUGCUUUCUUUGCAAGAACUGUUCCUUUGGUCAUGCAACAAUUUAAAAGUUUAAAGAAAUAUUUACCUCAACCAUUCCAAGUAACCAAUUUGACUGGUGACAGUGAGGACAGUAUGCAUCUCCACAUGAUGUUGCCAGACAAUGAUGUCAUUGUCAUGACCCCUAGGAUAUUAGAGAAUCAUUUUAAAAGAAAAUGCUUGCCUCAUUUGGGUGUGUUCUCUAUGCUGGUCUUUGAUGAGUGUCAUCAUACACGCAAAGGAGAGCCAUACAACAAGCUAAUGUAUAAUUAUCUGAAGACAAAAACAACUAAUCCAGAUGUCAAGCUACCUCAAAUUGUUGGUCUAACUGCUUCAAUAAGUGUGGAAAAGGCAGUACAAGAUGAAGAGGCUAUACAAUGCAUUCUCAAAGUUUGUGGUAAUUUGGAUGCAGAAAGCAUUUCAAUUGUUAAAAAGUAUGAAGAGGAAUUGAAGGCAACUGUUCCAGUUCCAGAAGAAAAGAUGAUUGAAUUAGUAGAGAGAGAAAAUGAUAGAGCAGUUACACAGAUCAUAAAAGUCAUGGCCAAAUUAGAAGAUAAGAUUGCAUUUUAUGGUCAAGAAACCAAUAGACCAGAAAUGAAAUCAUCAAUAAGUAAAAUGCCAAUGGACAGAAAAAGCCAACAGUAUGGACAGUGGGCUGUAACGAUAAAAAACAUAGCAAAAUCCAUACCCCGCAAUGAAGUCAAAGAGACCAAUCUAUCAGUCAGAUACAUCAUAAUCAUAGCUGAUUAUUUAGCAGCUUACAAUGUUGCUCUUGAAACACAUGACCUAGUACAACUUGGAGAUGUGUUACAUUAUUUGGAGGGCUGCUUUAUCAAAUAUCGUCUUAAUGAAAAACGCACAACUGGUGAAGAAACAUUUUACAAUCUAUUUGUUGGUAUUAAAGAAAUGCUUGAAAAAAGGAAAGACAACCAGAAUCCUAAUCUUCAAAAACUUCAAGACACUUUAAAAACAUAUUUGAUAGACAAGGGAGAGAAGUCUUGUGGGAUUAUCUUUGUUCGUACCAGGGCAUUAACAGAUGCUUUGACAUCUUGGUUAAAUCGUUGUGAGGAUGAAGGCCUAAGAAAACUUAAAGCUACUGUUUUCACUGGAACAGCUGCAAGUGUUGAUCAGGGGGGCUUGACUCAGACUGAACAAGAGGAGAUAAUUCAACGAUUUAAGACUGGAGAAGUUAGACUGCUUGUUGCAACUAGUGUCGGAGAAGAAGGUUUAGAUAUCCCAGAAUGCAAUUUGGUCAUUAAAUAUAACCAUGUAGGAAAUGAAGUCACAACAGUUCAGACAAGAGGAAGAAGUAGAAAAAUUGGUGGAAUGUCUGUACUAUUAGGAAUGAAAAGAAUCAUAACUAAAGAAAAAAUUAAUCAAGAAAAAGCCAAAAUGAUGAUGAGAGCAAUCAAAGCGAUUUCUGAUAUGAGGCGCUCUUCCAUCAGAAAGGAAAAUAAAGUGCAUCAGCAUCAAAUUCUUCAAGAUGAAGACAUUUUAGAGAUGGUGAGACAACAGGAAGAAUGCAGUCUUAAAAACAAGUCUUUUCAUAUGGUUUGUCAUUUAUGUCGCAAGCUUGUUAUACCUAGUGAUAAAAUCAAAACUAUAUUUGAUACGCAUCGAGUAGUUGUGGACAGAACUAUCCUAAACUCCACAAAAGUGAUACCUUAUAGAAAUGCCAAACAAUUUGAUGAAGUUCAGCUAAUAGGAUCUGUUCGUUGUAUGUCUGAACCAGAGCCUGGUAAACAUUGCAACAGUAAGAUUGGUAGCAUGAUGAUCUUUUCUGGAGUUCCAUUUCUUGUAUUGACCAUCAAGAGUUUUGGAUUUGAUACAAACAGCCAGUUAGGACUUGAGUUUUACAACCAAUGGAAGAAGGUUCCAUAUUUAAUAAACAGAUUAGAGCCAUCUGAUAUUACAAGUUAUUUCCCAAAAAGGAUUGUUGAAAUUAACCCUACAGAUGAAGAAGAUGAAGAUAGUGAUUCAGAUGAUGAUGACAGUGAUGAUAGCAAGGGCAACAAACCACCCCACUUAAAAAAGCACACUACUCAAUCUGGUGGAUCUGUUUCACUUGCAGCGAAUGCCCAGAGUUUAACUGAAGUCAAAAAGGAAUCCCUAGACACAGAUAUUGCUAUAAAUAAAACCAACAGUAAAACAUUACUUAAGAAUUCAACAGAGACAGAAAAUUUGAAUGAUAGUGGUAGAUAUUCUUAUGGUGAUGGCCAAACAGAUUUACCUGUUAAAAGUGAUGCACACCAAAAACUCGAAAGCUUUGAUACAACUGAGCCUAAAUAUGUACCUAAUGUAAGAAGAAACAUUUUGGAGGGAGUGAGUGACAAUGCCUUUCAAGCGCAAAUGCCUGGUAUAGAAUCCUCAAAGCAAAACAAUUAUUCUUCAAAUAAUAUUGAUAAAGCUUUGAAUGAGUAUUCACCUUUCUCUACCAUCAGUGAAAGACCUCUUAUUAUAUCUUCUGGAUGUGGUAUUGGCUCUCCACUUAUUAGCGGUAAAAGUUCAUCCAGUUAUUCUGUCAAUAGCAAUGUUGUAAGCAGUUCAUAUACACAUUCUUCAGGAAGAAGUGAUAACAGAAAUGUAGGUAACUUUGAAGCUCAGACAAGGAUAAAUAACAAUAUACCAUCUCAGUUGAACUCUGGUGAAAAAAGUGUGCAUAGCAGCAAUGAAGAAAACUUACAUUUAAAUGCCAAAUCUAGCAACAUGGAAAACAUUCCAGAGCUCUUGAACCAUAGAUCUGAUCAAAGAUGUUUGGAAAAUAUUGCUGAAGAGAGCAUACAAAGAAAUUUAGUAAGCAGCAGUGAAAACGGUUCUAACAGUAGACUAGCUCAGAUAGGUCUAGAAAGCAGAAGUCCUACUGGUGAGAACGAUAUGAAACCAGUGCAGAGAUAUUUAGAAAGCAGUAAUGAAGAGAGAUUAAAUGAUAGACUAGUUAAAAAAAGUUUAGAAAACAGAAGUGAUCAAAGAGUUGAUGUUAAACCAGUGCAAAGAAGCUUGGAACCUAAUGAGGAAGAAAGAUUUAAUGUUAGACCUGUGCAAAGAAGUUUGGAAACUAAUGAUGAAGAGAGAUUUAAUGUUAGACCAGUGCAAAGACAUUUGGAACCUAAUGAUGAAGAGAGAUUUAAUGUUAGACCUGUGCAAAGAAGUUUGGAAACUAAUGAUGAAGAGAGAUUUAAUGUUAGACCUGUGCAAAGAAGUUUGGAAACUAAUGAUGAAGAGACAUUUAAUGCUAGACCAGUGCAAAGAAGUUUGGAAAAUAGUCAUGAUCACAGUCAAAUAUUUGAACAAUCAGGCGGAGAAGUUCAGAAUUCUAGUCAAGCAGAAAGGGAAGAAACUGAGCCCAAAAGACAAUUGAAUGGUCCUGACAGGGAAGACAGACAAGAUCCUGAGGAUUCCUGUCCACCCUCACGAGGGCUAGGGUUUUUGAGUGACUUACUGUGAUAUUUUACAAAUAUGAGCAUUCUAAAAGAAAUAAAGAGUUUUUAAUACAAAAGUAAAGUUCUCUCUGAGAAGACUUGUUAUGUUUAUAUGUUUUUGUGGCCAGCAGUAAUGAAGGUGUUACUUGGAUAUAUAAUAUUUUUAAAAAUGUCAGGUUCAAUUUUGUUACAUUAUAAUAUUGUUAGUCUUUACAUCCCAGUAAAAAAAAAAGGAAAAAAAAUGCAUUGUUUGUGUAAAGAUAAGUAUACUUUUAUGAUUUGCUGGCUGGGGAUUAGGGAUGAUAAUUUUUGGUUAUGCAAAGAAAGAAAAAUGUUUGAAAAAUUACAUACAAAAUUGCUAAAGAUAUUAUUGACAUAAAGGAUUAAUUUUAUUCUUAGCAACAUCUUGUGCUUUUUAGUUUUAGCUAAUGAAUGUUCAUUUAAACAUCAAUAUUAGCUUAUUGCACUUAGAGUAGAAAAAUUUCCCACCCUACAUGUAUUUUUGUUCAUUUCAGUAAAUUCAACAAAUAUUCAUAACACUCUGUUCUCAUAAAGGUACAUUGAAGAAGUUUACCUUACAGUAUGUUAAAAAUAUUCCUACUGAUUACCAUUUAUUGAUAAUAUGAAACUUCUAUUGUUGAUAAUUUAAUUUAUCAUUUCUGUGAUGCUGUUGUCAGUGUAUUCAUUCUUAUUAUUUUAGUCUAUUUAUUAAAAUGUGAAUUUUUAUCUUGAUAAUUUCAUUUGACCUUUGUUGUGAAUGGCUCCUGAAUGUUUUGAUUUGUGAGAAUAACCAACUUGUAUGGCUCACUGUUUUGUCACAGAAGCUAACCCUAAAACUAAACUAAAAUUAAGGGAAUUCCUAGUACCUGAGGGCAUUAAAAUUUCUUCACAGUAUGAAGAGAUAAACUAAAACUACUCACUGAAUCAAACAACAUGAGGAAUCAUUCAGACUUCAAGCAGGAAGUUAUGGCAUCAAUUAGAACAGAUUGAGAAUGGCUAUCUUAAAAUCUCAUGAACUUAAAUGAACUCUACAUAACAGAAUUGAUAGUUCAGAAAUCGGUUGCCCAUUUGAAGCCCUUAAUGAGUUGUUCAUAUGGGAUAGACUAUUGCCAUUUCUGUUCAAUGACUUGUUUAAGUUCCUGCUUAUGGCAGAAUUGAAUGACACAGAAAAGUUGUUUCUGGUAAUAAGUAAGUUUUAUAAUUGUCAUCAGGGAGAAGAUCUAUUCAAGAAAAAUAAAAGAAAAAGUUUAUUUUGCAACAUCUGCUAACAAUGCAACAUGUAAGCAAAAGAAUAUAAGUGUUACAGUUGUGAAGAAAAUGGUCAUAUGGCGAGACACUAUUUCUGGAGACAAAACCAGAGUAAUAGGACCAGCAGAGAACAAUUUCCUGUCAUGAUUCAGGAUGCUGAGAGUUUUAGGAAAGUAUUUGUGUGGCUCAAAGCUCUGCAUCUUAACUAUGUAGUAAGAAGAAUUCACUAUUUGCUUGUAGGAGAAGCAGUUGAUGAGUUUGAUACUUGUGUUGCUAUAUGCUUUUAGAUUCUAGAUUGACUUCAUCACUAAAAACUAAUUUUGGCUCUUUGAGUAAACCUUGAAGUCCCAUUCAAUUGUUAUCCAUUCAAGUAUACAUUUUUUAAAAUGGUUUUUGAAUGUUGUAGAAUUGAUUAUCAUUUCCAUUUUUCAUACUACCUUCUAUUUCAUUAUGCUCUAUCUUAUGGAAAUAAAAUGUAAUUUGAUGUUCAUAAAACCACCUGUGUGCAUAAGUUAUUAAAAUUAUUACUUUUUAUGUUCCUAACAGUUGUGAUGUAUAUAAAAGAAAUAUGGAUGAAUAAAAAGAUAUACAACACUAAA
Molecule: messenger RNA, 6521 nt
Organism: Biomphalaria glabrata
Lineage: Eukaryota; Metazoa; Mollusca; Gastropoda; Planorbidae
Exons: 19
Coding region: 137-4699 (1520 amino acids)
Cellular component (GO): cytoplasm
Molecular function (GO): nucleic acid binding; ATP binding
Source: RefSeq, a predicted model, not a curated record